AAAGGCCCUUGAAGGCUGUAGCGGUUGGGAUGUCGCACGUGUGCGAGUGUCCUCUGCGGCUGGAGAAGGGCUUCAUCCUGGAUGGUGUGGCCGUGAGCACCAUGGCCCGCACCUAUGAGCACCUGAGGCCCAAGGUCUGGUCGGCGAUUCCGCCCUACAACGCCCAGCAGGACUACCACACCCGCCGGUACUUCCAGAGCCACGUGGUACCGCCCGUUCUGCGCAGGACUGAACAGGAUCACGGGGGCACAGGAAGGGAUGGCUGGAUAGUGGAUUAUUUCCACAUCUUCGGGCAAGGACAGAGAUACCUGAACCGGAGAAACUGGGCAGGGGCAGGGCAUUCCCUCCAGCAGGUGACCGGGCACGAUAACUACAAUGCUGAUCUGAAAAUGUGCAAUGGGUUCAAUGGUCGGUUUGGCUACCGUAGGAACACCCCAGCUCUCCGCCAGCGCCCGUCGGUCUUUGGAGAGGUCACCCGAUUCCCUCUGUUCUGACAGCAUCCCUUCCCUUCCCACCCCUUGACCUGAAUAGGAGACAGAUGUUUAGAUGAUCUCUCAAUUCUAUUUUUAUAUAAACAGUGAGGUUAUUGUGCCUCCAAGUGUGCUGUUUCUUUUCCGAGCUGGGGACCGGGGCCAGCUUGUUUCUUCACCCUCAGCUUCUCUAGCCUCUGGAGAGGAGGGGGGAGGAGAGAGGCCAUCGUCAGGCCCGUGCCCUUACGUGCCAUGCCAACGUGUGCCAGGCUUGAAAGGAGGCCUCAGUUCUCCCCUGCCC
Hyaena hyaena (striped hyena) is the source of this 771-nucleotide messenger RNA. RefSeq names its product chromosome unknown C17orf98 homolog (gene SPMAP1). NCBI's taxonomy places the organism in Eukaryota, Metazoa, Chordata, Mammalia, Carnivora, Hyaenidae. Bases 30 to 494 code for a protein of 154 amino acids. The record is from RefSeq and is a predicted model, not a curated record. The transcript has 3 exons.